CUCUUAACCUCGGCAUCGUCGGGCGAAGCAGGGCCAUUGUGCAUCAGGGAAAGCCCGGUGCCUGCGCUGCCGCCUCGGCUGGAAUGCUUGCUGACUCCUCUGCAAAGUUCUAAGGCUGAGACCCUGAGGAACCCAGCUGGAGAAUGCCGUCUGAACGCUUCCUCAGUAUUCAAGAAAUGCUGACAGGCCAGAGGCUCUGCCACUCAGAAUCUCACACUGAUAGCAUCCUGGCAGCACUGAAUCAGCAGAGGAGUGACGGCAUCCUCUGCGAUGUCACCCUGAUUGCUGAGGAACAGAAAUUCCACGCUCACAAGGCAGUCCUAGCAGCCUGCAGCGACUAUUUCCGGGCCAUGUUCAGUCUUUGUAUGGUGGAAAGUGGUGCUGAUGAGGUGAAUUUACACGGUGUGACCAGCCUCGGCUUAAAGCAAGCUCUGGAAUUUGCAUACACAGGACAGAUUUUGUUGGAGCCAGGCGUGAUCCAGGAUGUGUUAGCAGCUGGCAGUCACCUACAGCUGUUGGAGCUUCUCAAUUUAUGUUCCCACUAUCUCAUCCAGGAAUUAAAUAGCUUUAAUUACUUGGAUCUGUACAGACUUGCUGACCUCUUUAACCUCACUUUGUUGGAGAAGGCAGUGAUCGAUUUCUUAGUGAAACAUCUCUCUGAGCUCCUGAAGAAUCGCCCAGAAGACAUUCUAACGCUCCCUUAUUGUCUGCUUCAGGAGGUCCUGAAGAGCGACCGCCUGACCUCCUUGAGUGAAGAGCAGAUCUGGCAGCUAGCUGUGAGGUGGUUGGAACACAGCUGCCAUUACCAGUACAUGGAUGAGCUCCUGCAGUACAUCCGCUUUGGCCUGAUGGAUGUGGACACUCUCCAUACAGUUGCCCUGUCCCACCCCCUCGUCCAGGCAAGUGAAACCGCAACAGCACUUGUCAACGAGGCCCUGGAAUACCACCAGAGCAUCUACGCACAGCCCGUGUGGCAGACUCGCAGGACCAAACCGCGCUUCCAGUCAGAUACUCUGUACAUCAUUGGUGGGAAGAAGCGUGAGGUCUGUAAAGUCAAGGAACUUCGGUACUUCAAUCCCGUGGAUCAGGAGAAUGCCCUCAUAGCUGCCAUUGCCAACUGGAGUGAGCUGGCUCCCAUGCCCGUGGGAAGGAGCCACCAUUGUGUGGCAGUCAUGGGGGACUUCCUGUUUGUAGCAGGAGGGGAAGUCGAGCAUGCCAGCGGCCGGACGUGUGCCGUGAGGACUGCCUGUCGCUAUGACCCCCGCAGUAAUUCCUGGGCAGAGAUAGCACCCAUGAAAAACUGCCGGGAGCAUUUCGUUCUGGGAGCCAUGGAUGAGUACCUGUACGCGGCUGGGGGCAGAAAUGAACUGCGCCAGGUCCUGCCGACCGUUGAGCGAUAUUGCCCCAAGAAGAACAAGUGGACUUUCGUCCAGUCCUUUGACCGGUCCCUCUCCUGUCACGCUGGCUAUGUGGCUGAUGGUCUUCUUUGGAUAUCAGGUGGAGUAACUAACACGGCACAAUAUCAGAACAGACUAAUGGUAUAUGAACCUAACCAGAAUAAGUGGAUAAACCGCAGCCCCAUGCUGCAGAGGCGGGUCUACCAUUCCAUGGCUGCUGUUCAAAGGAAGCUUUAUGUUCUUGGAGGCAAUGACCUGGACUACAAUAACGACCGGGUCCUUGUGCGGCAUAUAGAUGCCUACAACAUGGAUGCUGACCAGUGGACGCGUUGUAAUUUUAACCUGUUGACUGGCCAAAAUGAAUCUGGAGUUGCCGUCCAUAAUGAGAGAAUAUAUUUAGUGGGUGGAUAUUCGAUUUGGACGAACGAGCCUCUGGCUUGCAUCCAGGUAUUGGAUGUGAGUAGAGAAGGCAAAGAAGAAGUAUUCUAUGGGCCUACACUUCCUUUUGCUUCCAAUGGAAUAGCAGCAUGCUUCCUCCCAGCUCCGUAUUUCACAUGCCCUAACCUUCAAACUCUUCAAGUGCCUCAUCACAGGAUUGGCACCAUCUGA
Messenger RNA from Eubalaena glacialis (North Atlantic right whale), 2006 nucleotides. RefSeq names its product kelch like family member 32 (gene KLHL32). The record is from RefSeq and is a predicted model, not a curated record. Bases 144 to 2006 code for a protein of 620 amino acids. NCBI's taxonomy places the organism in Eukaryota, Metazoa, Chordata, Mammalia, Artiodactyla, Balaenidae. The transcript has 11 exons. Gene Ontology annotation, molecular function: protein binding.